AUGAGUAGACUGGACUGGUCGAAGCCGAUCCUCUCGCAGAUACACAAAAUCGCACCACACUAUGACAAAUGGGUGAACACCGCGGUAUAUAGGAAAUGUCGUCUUUUUGAGAGCUCUAUAAUGGAAAGUUUGACGUUCACACCCUGGUACAUCGUACCGAUGUUCUGGAUACCUAUCAUAAUUUAUUUGGGUGUUUCGCAGUUUAUGACAUACGUGCUCUGUGGAGAUUCAUGCCCAGCAGACAGUUUAACAAGCUUUCAGUUUCUACGACAUAUUGUCUUCGGUAUUAUCAUAUGGUCGUUACUGGAGUACUCUGUGCAUAGAUGGGUGUUUCACUUCGACCCGGGCUCGUCACUCACGAUGAUUCAAAUACAUUUCUUGCUCCACGGACUACAUCAUAAGGUGCCUUUCGAUGGUCUACGACAAGUGUUUCCGCCGAUUCCUGCUCUCGUUAUAGGAAUCAUGAUGUUCGUACCCGCGUGGUGUAUUUUUUCAUACCCAAUAAUCAAAACAACUGGUGGAAUUAUAGGCUACCUCAUAUACGACAUGAUACACUUCUACGUCCACCACGGCUCGCCUAAAGACGGCACGUAUCUUUAUGCGAUGAAAAGAUAUCAUUCAAACCAUCACUUCCUGAAUCAUAAUAAAGCAUUCGGCAUAAGCAGCAACAUAUGGGAUCAUGUGUUUAAGACAUUUGUUCACGUUAAGAAAUUAGGAUUUGGUUUACAAUGUGCCACAGUUAGUGCUUGUUUUGAUUGUGGCUGGGAAUUUUUAUUUGAGGAUCUUUUAUCGGACGUUUGUCCCAUAUUUGAGAGUGCUAGUUCAGCAAUAAAGGAUCUAUUUCUUUUUUCAUCAACAGAAGAAGAAUCUCCUAUUUCAUCAGAACUAAUCACGGAAAGUCUCAAGUGUGGGCGUGAGCUGUCCCGAGAAGCAAAGAAACGAGCAAAUCAAUUAGUUAAAAAUGGAGUUACUUUGGAAGCAUGUACUCCAGCUUUGCUACAUUUCUUCUCGACGAAGUUGCCUAAAGACGCAAAGAAAGCUUCGGAGACGUCUCAUGAACUGCUUACUGCGACUAAGAUCUUGCAAAUGAAAUUAUGCUCUAAUUCGGACGUGACUCCAAACACCUUCCUGUCGUUCUUGGAGAGCCAACCAGUCAGACCCCAUGAGUUAUAUUGCAAGCCGGUCAACAUAAAAUGUAUUGGGUGCAACAAAUAUCGAAGUAUUGAUGGCACUUGUAACAAUUUGCAGCACCCAGCGUGGGGCAGACAAGGAGCGCCUUUCACUAGAAUCGCUUCUACACGAUAUGCGGAUGGUAUAUAUGCAAUGCCGGUAGCAAAAAGCGGUCGUCCAUUACCAAAUCCUCGCCUACUUUCGACGUGUCUUUUCUUAGACCGGGCAAUAUCUAGCCGAGUGUUAACGUACCUCAAUAUGCAGUGGGGGCAGUUUAUUACACAUGAUCUCAUCUUUCAAGUUAUGGAAACCACUGAUGAGGGUGGAAUCCAAUGUUGUUUAGGAGAUGGUCGAGAUGUUCUUCCGCAAGAAAUGCAAAAUGACAAGUGCAUUCCGAUAUGUGUGCCAGAAGAUGAUCCUUUCUAUAGACAUCAUGGGAUCAAAUGUCUUAACUUUGUAAGAAGUGUGACAACACCAAGAGACGACUGCAGUUUGGGACAUGCGGAACAAAUGAACACAGUAACUAGUUUUUUAGAUGGAUCUCCUAUUUAUGGAUCCGAUACAAAAACAGCUCACAAGCUCCGAAGCAAAUCUGGCGGCAGACUUCGAGAGGAGAAGAGAAAAAACUGUAAAUUAGGUUUUUUGCCUUCUGUUGAUGAUAAAUUAGCUGUUUGCGAUCUAAGAAAUAUUUCAGAGCCUUGUUAUCUGGCUGGUGACAGUAGGAUCAACCAGACCCCGACGCUGGCAGUCCUACACACACUACUGCUCCGCGAACACAACCGGGUAGCAGACAUUUUGAGUAACCUUAACCCAUUGUGGACGGACGAGAAAUUAUAUCAAGAAGCGCGAAAAAUAGUUAUUGCUGAAAUACAACAUAUUACAUAUCAAGAGUGGCUGCCUUUGAACUUUGGCGAAAGUUAUCUCCGCUAUUAUCGCAUUUCCCCAACCUCGUUGUAUAGUCGUGAUUAUAAUGAAGAUGUUAACCCUGGCAUCAUCAAUGGUUUCGGAACUGGUGCUCUACGUUUUCUACAUACAGUUAUACCCGACACUUUCAUGAGCUGCCCGAAAAGUCAACAAGCUGCUUAUUUAUACAAGUUGAGUGAUUAUUACUUUAACCCAAGCCUCCUAGAAGCUCAUACAGAGUCUUUCGACGACAUCGUCCGAGGGAUCGUGACGCAUCGCUCAGGAGAAUCUGACCCACAUUGUACUGGAGAGAUCACUAAUUUGCUGUUCAAAUCCCAUAAUAAAUGGGGUUUGGAUUUGAUUGCUAUGGACAUUCAAAGGGGUAGGGACCAUGGGCUAGGGUCCUAUAAUGAUUAUAGAGAAACCUGUGGUUUGCAAAGAGCAAGGACAUUCCAAGAUUUGGCUGGAGAAAUAUCUCAAGAUCGAAUCAACGCAUUAUCUAAGUUUUAUGAAUCAGUAGAUGAUAUUGAUUUAUUUGUGGGCGGAGCAAUGGAGAAGGAUGUCCCGGGUUCAAUCCUCGGCCAAACAUUCCAGUGUAUAGUUGCUGAACAGUUCUAUCGUACUAGGAUUGGUGAUAGAUACUUUUAUGAUAACAGCGAGAUGCCACAUUCAUUUUCUUCAGAUCAAUUGAAAGAAAUAAAAAAAGCGUCAAUGGCUCGUCUUAUUUGCGACAAUACGGGUGUGAAACAUAUUCAAAGGAAAGCUUUCGAGUUGGAAAGCUCACACAACCCUAAGUAUAGCUGUGAUGACUACAACGCCAUACCCUAUGUUGACCUCACUGCAUGGAAACGACCAAAGUUUGAAAUAGAU
Brenthis ino (lesser marbled fritillary) is the source of this 2943-nucleotide messenger RNA. Lineage: Eukaryota; Metazoa; Arthropoda; Insecta; Lepidoptera; Nymphalidae. The record is from the annotation of a GenBank genome assembly.